Myiozetetes cayanensis is the source of this 15827-nucleotide messenger RNA. It is a transcript of the gene GPATCH2L, whose product is annotated as G-patch domain containing 2 like. The transcript is spliced from 10 exons. Lineage: Eukaryota; Metazoa; Chordata; Aves; Passeriformes; Tyrannidae. Bases 61 to 1500 code for a protein of 479 amino acids. The record is from RefSeq and is a predicted model, not a curated record.
GCAGGCCGGAAGCGGCGCUGACGAGGGGCUGGCGGAGCGGGGCGCUGGCAGGCGUUGCCAAUGGAUGAACUGGUGCAUGACCUGGCCUCAGCCUUAGAGCAGACUUCAGAACAAAAGAAACUGGAUGAGCUAUGGGAAGAGAUGGCACUAAGCCCACGGCAGCAGCGGCGUCAGCUCCGCAAGAGACGGGGUCGUAAGAGACGCUCAGACUUCACACAUCAGGCAGAGCACGCCUGCUGCUACAGCGAGGCCUCGGAGUCCAGCUUGGACGAAGCUGUCAAGGAUUGCCGUGAGGUGCUGACAGCUAAUUUCAGUGACUCUGAUGACAUGGCAGUGGUCAAACGACACCCAACUCUUAGUGCCACCCUGAGGAGCAAACAGCACCUGUGGCAUGAGUCAGACUCCUUUACAGAAAAUGCACCCUGUCGACCUCUCAGGCGCCGAAGGAAAGUCAAACGUGUGACAUCAGAGGUGGCUGCCAGUCUCCAGCAAAAGCUCAGGGUGUCAGAGUGGAACUGUGAGAGGGGCUGCAGGUUUAAGUCAGCCAAGAAACAGCGCCUUUCACGCUGGAAAGAAAAUGCCCCUUGGACAUCAUCCAGUCAUGGCCUUUGUGAAUCAGGAGAGAACAGGCCCUUCCUCAGCAAAGGAGGAAGGAAGGAGCGGAUGGAGUGUGAAGCUGAUGAUCAGAAACAGGGCUCAGAUGAAAACAUGUCAGAAUGUGAAACCAGCAGUGUAUGCAGCAGCAGUGAUACUGGCCUGUUUACCAAUGAUGAGGGCCGCCAAGGAGAUGAUGAGCAAAGUGAUUGGUUUUAUGAAGGAGAAUGUGUUCCAGGAUUCACUGUCCCCAACCUUCUUCCUAAGUGGGGUGCUGAACACCGAUCUGAAGUGGAGAGGAUUGACUCAGGCCUGGACAAGCUCUCAGUUUCCACGUUCCUUUUGCCCUCACGGCCAGCUCAGAGAGGAUUUCAUGCUCGCCUGAAUCGCCUUCCAGGAGCUGCUGCCCGAUGUCUCCGAAAAGGUCGGAGGAGGCUUGUUGGCAAGGAGACCUCCAUGAGCAAUCUGGGCACCGAGAGGCUAGGUCAUAUUGUUAGUGAUCCGCGCCAGAAAGAUUUUUGGUUACCAUCCAUGGGGAAGAGAAAUCGCAACCAGUUCAAUCCAUUAUCUCCUCUGUACUCUCUGGAUGUGCUUGCUGAUGCUUCCCACCGAAGAUGCUCACCAGCACACUGCACUGCCAGGCAAACAAGUGUCCACCUGGGACCACCAUAUUCAAGGGACAUCAAGAGGAAACGAAAGCCAGCUGCAGCCUCCAUGUCUAGCCCAACAUCAGCAACUUUAUCUGUCCACAUGGAUGCAGCAGAAUCAGAGCUACCAGCAACACCAUCCUUGAGAUCCCAGAACUCUGAGUGGACUGGGAAAACACCAGCAACUGAGAAACCUGCUAUUGCUGCUUCCAGUAACUUUUUUAAAAUGCCACCAGAGAAGAGCCUUGGAUACAGCUAAAAUGAAGCACUACAACUAUAAAAGCUUGCUUAAUUUUGGAAAUGUUUGGUUUUGGUGUGUCUCUGCACCAAACAUGUUGUUUGGCAGAGUGGUAUCCUCAGUAUUGAUGUGUGAUGCGUGCCAUCAUCCAGACUGAUCUGCGUGCCCCACAUACCUAAGUCAUGUUUGUGACUCUGUGUUUAGGAAAAGGUAAUCACUGUUGGGACCGCAGCGGCUUUUAAAAAUAUUCUUGCUAUUGCUGUAUUUAUUAUGCAUUCAUCUCUUUCCCUGAUGCCAGCUCAUAUGUAAUGGGUCAUGUACAGAUUCUUUUGGGUUUUCAGAUCUUUAUUCACCCCGUUGGACAUUUUGCUGUUUGUGUAUUUGGCAUUUUUGGGGGUGAAAGUCCCACUGCCACUCAGGGAGGCAGAAGUCUCCCCCUGUGUUCUUCCAGGCCAGAAGGAUUUCUUGGCUGUGGAAUGAGGAGGGAAUGCAAAGAAACUGAAAUAUGGAAUCUGAAUUCUGUGUUAGCAGAAGGUUUUUGGGCCAUGUGCUAAUGGACUCAAAUCAUGUUGUUUUUGACAAAGCAAAUAUGGUGCUUGUCCACGCAGAAAUUGCCAUUGGCUCACUGGCAGCAUCAUCGUCCAUUAGACCUUUUUCUUCUCCCUUGUUCUGAAUGUCUUUAUAGUCUUUUGUAUUGCAUGUUCAUUCUUAAACCUCCUACUGGAUAAGGAUUUGGGAGAACUACUUUGGCAUAAAUGUGUAAGCUGGUGUCCUGGAAAGGAACCUGGAUCCAUGAAUAUCGUUGGAGUAUGGUAGAGGAUAUACAAAACUUCCAUAUCUCAGUGUAUAAAUUAAAAAAAAGUCUGUUAGUGUUUCUAAAGGAUGCUUGCUGUUGAAGUUAACAUGCCAUUGAACAAAAAAGCUACCUAAAGUGUCCCACAAGUUCAGAGCAUUAUGGGUAUUGAUCAUAUUCCUUCUGUCUCAUGCUCUCCCUUCACAAGUAUUGUCUGCUAUACCUACUGGGGUGUCUCCACCUGCUGAUGAUUGCUCAUCACACUGCAGUGAACACUAAAGAGAUUCUCUUCAUAGAACCUCCACUUGGUCUGCUGUUACCUUCUGUGUUGCGGAAUAUAUAUAGCACAGUGAUUUCUUCCCUCUCUUUCCUUAAAUAACUCUGGAGCUUAUCUUAGGCUGUAUUUUCAGAAUAUAUACCUGCAUAGCGUGUAUCAAGAAACAGGUGGCCUCACAGCUUCUUAAGUCCUGUAACAAUAGGAUGUAUUUGUAUGAAUAGAACUCUUUGCUUUCUUCAUUAUGUGGAGCUUUCAGACAGGACCAUUUAAACUUGUAAAAUUUUGAUUAUGGAAGUACAGCUAGCACUCUUAAGCAGACAACAAAAUUUGCAUAUUUUUAGUGGUUUUGCAGCCUUCUGCUCUCCCUUAUAAAUCAAAUAGCUGAGGGACAGAUUUGAUUGUGAGAAUACGAAGCAGUGAUUUAUAUUUAACUCUGUAUUAAUAUGUUAAAUGGUCAUAACAUGCACAAAACAGAAAUUCAAUGACUUGCUAAAUCACAAUUGACAAAUAUAGUUGGUUAUACUACAGGCAUACUGUCUGUGUCUGAUCCCCUAAUACCUACUUAUUCCUGGGGAGAUAUUCAAAUUGGAUUUAUAUUUUGCAGCCCAAGCAAACUGUCAGAUCUGUCACUGUAAAUCCAUUUCAAUUUUUUUUUUUGUUUGUUUGGUGGUGCAUUUUUACCUAAUGGAGGAUCACAAUGGUCUUUUUGGAUUACAGGACAAGCUGUAAGGCUUCCGUGGAGGAAGGAGAGCUCCUGUUUUGAAGUAGUGAUUGGUUAGUCUUAUUUGUAGUUUUUUUGAGCAAUGGUGCUUAAGGAGUAGCACGAGAAGUCUCAGCCCUGGAGGGCCUUUAAUCUAGAACAUGUGAGGGGAAGGUAAAUCUGAAGAUGAGUAGCUGCACUAUCUAAUUACUCAUGAAUACAGUGAAUACAGGUGGUCACAUACUCCUGACAACCUGCAGAUAAAUUUUAGGAUUGGAAGCCUUGCAAUCUAAACUGCAUGCUGUUUCAGUGACAGGGAGUGGUCUCCUUGAAGAGCUUUUGUGAAAUUGAGUGGGUUUGAUCUCAUGAAGGACUCUCCAUAACCUCUCUUGGCUUGAGUCUGUUCAACAGAUUUACUCAGAUUACUGAUCAUUUAGCUAAAAUUUUAUAUUUAGCCUUUAUAUUCCUCUUUGUAAAACCAAUUCUGAUAUACCUUGCUACAUUGUAAGUGUUGUCCAGGGUAGUUCUUUCUCUUCUGUGGUGUUAUGAUGGUUUUAAAACUUUUGUAAGAGAAUGUUAGGGAAUUCAGAGCCUUCAUCUUAUUGCAGUGGGUGAGAGGUUGCCACGCUUCACGUGAUUUUUCUCUGGGGGCAAAGAUAAUUUAUCAGAUUUUCCUAUUGAGGUCAGUAGCACUGUUAUCUGGUUAAGCCCUUACUUAUGUAUUAAGCUCCUAGGAGUUAUUUCUUGUCCUUAAAGGCUGAAUGUACCUGUGGCAGUACUGAAGAGUAACUGUGGCAGAUCUUGGCUUGGCAGACCGUACUUCCCACUGUGGCAAACUUCUGGAAGUGUCAGGAGAUUCAAAUUAUUGCAGUUGCCCUGUCUUUCCUGUUUCUAUGUUAGAAUCCAUUUACAGGUCAGUUUGGUUCCGAACCAAAUAUGAUUCUCCAGAGGCAAGCAAAAUGAAUCAUGUAUCUGGUUAUUUAUCCUGGGUAUUUAUCAAAAUUUAUCUUCAGACUUCAGUAAGUUGAUACAGAUUUUAGUAUCUUCAGCAUUUUUAGAUGAAUAAAAUAGGUUCAUGGCUUUGUCUCUUUUAUUCUCUAAGGCAGAUUUCUUAGAACUUGCACUCUGCUCACACAGUACUUGUUGUGAAGGAUACUGCUUCCGAUGUGGAUUACUUGAGUAGAAAGGAAUAAUAACAUAUCUUGAUUUGGUAGCUGUGCUUCUACCAAGAUGGUCCAGUAUGUGAUUAUUGCUUCAAAGAUACACAGCUCACUCAUGUUUCACUUCUUGUCAACCAAGACUCCCCAGUCUUUUUCCAGUUUUGUAUUCUCUCCAACUGUCUCCUCUCCUUGUCCUUAUGGGAGACUUCAACUUCCCAGACCUGAACUGGGAAUACCAUACUACUGUGACAAGCAAGCCUGGGAGAUUCCUGAAGUAUGUUGAAGAUAAUUUUGCAUCACAAGUACUCAGUGAGCCAACCAGGAAAGAUGCCCACCUAGACUUGUUAUUUGACUAGAGAAGGACUUGAGAGAGAUAUGAUGGUAGGGGCUGCCUUGGCCACAGGGAUCAUGAAGUGGGUAAUUUUUAAAUUUUUGAUGUAGUGAGGAAAACGGUCAGUGGAGUUGCUACCCUGGAUUUCAAGAAAGCUAAUUUUAGACUACUCAGUGAGCUAGUUAGUAGUGUGCUGUUCCCUGAGUGCUGGUCAUUUUUUAAGAAUCAUCUUUUAAGAGCACAAGAGCAAGGCAAUCCCUGUGAUGAAAGUCAAGCAGUGCAGACGACCAGUUUAGCAUAACAGGGAACUCCUCUUGGAACUCAGGAAGAAAAAGAAAUUCUAUGAUCUCUGGAAGCAAGGUCAGGCUUCACAGGAAGAUUACAGAGCUGUGCUUCAUAUAUGCAGGGAAAAGAUAUGAAAGACUGGAACUUAAUUAGAGUUGAAACUGGCCAGUGUUUUGUCAGACAAGAAAGGCUUUUUGAAGUGCAUUAACAGCAAGAGAAGGUCUAAGGAAAACAUUGGACCAAUAUGUGUUGAAGAUGGUCACCUGACAAAUCAGGGUGAAGAAAAAGUGUAGGCAUUCAGUGUGGGGUUUUUGCUUCAAUCUCUAAUAAUACUGACAGACCUUAGGCAGCCCAGUCUUCUGAUCUGGAGGACCAUUACUGUGGGAAUAGUGGCAUUUGUGUACACUGAGAUUGUAAGGGACCAGUUGAAUGUUUGUAAGUCUCUGAAGCCAGAUGGAAUUCAUCCAGAAACUAGGGGCUGUUGGAGCACAGCCCUUCUCAAUCACCUACCUAAGGUUUUGGGAGUCUCGGAAGGUCCCUGUUGACUGGAAGCUAGCCAGUGUUAUUCUAGUUUACAGGAAGGGCAUGAAGCAAGACUGAAGAAACUACAGACCUGUUAGUCUAUCCUCAAUACCUGGAAAAAUUGUGGAGAAGAUCAUACUGGGUGCUACUGAAAGGCAUUUAAAGUCCUUUAAACCAUAGGAUCAUAGCAUAUCCUGAGCUGCAAGGGACCCACAGGGAUCAUCAAGUCCAGCAAAGAACUGGUGGGUGAUGUGGUGGUCAGUGUCUGUCUUGGGCAUAGUGACCAUGAAAUGUUAGAGUUUUCAAUACUGGGUGAAAUAAGAGGCACCAGCAGAAUUUCUGCCUUGGACUUCCAGCGGGCAGACUUUGGCCUGUUUAGGAGACUGAUUGACACAGUCCCUUGGGAGUCAGUCCUAAAGGGCAAAGGAGUCUAGGAAGGCUGAAUGUGCUUUAAAAAUGAAUUGUUAAAUAUUCAGGAGCAGGCUGUCCUCAUAUGCAGAAAGACAAGACACUGGGGAAAAAGACCGGCCUGUCUAAACGGAGAACUUAAACUGGAACUUAGGGGGGGAAGAGAGAAUCUGUUGUCUCUGGAAGGAGGGUUAGGUAACUUGGAAGGACUAUAAGGAUGUUGCGAGGUCAUGUAUGGAGAAGAUUAGAAGGGCCAAAGCCCAACUAAUAGGAGGAUCAAGGAGUGUCUCCGUAAUGAAUACAGAGGGUAGUAAAAUGACAGGGGAUGAGGAAAAGGCAGAGGUGACACGGUUUGGUCAAGGGAAGGAAUGAGACCAGCAGGCUUGUGACAGGACUGCAGGUCUUCUAAGCAGAGCCUGAUGCUAAUCCUGCCAGAGGCGGAGAUACAGCUCUCCUCGCUCUGCCCUGUAGGGUUGUGUUAGGUCUCACCCUUAGGGUAAAAACCCACUGUACCCAAAACAUGAGACAAGAGACGAAGUGAACAGGAUCACAGCUGAAGCUGAUCUGAUUUAUUAGAACGAAGGUGGAGGGUUUUUAAGGAUCUGGCUAGGGAAGGUGCUAGAACUAGGGAGGAGCAUGGGAGGAGCAUGCAAAACUGCGAAAAGUGAUAGGGUAGGCAACAGGGUGAAAUAACAAGGGGGUGGGACACAACCAUGAAAUAACUGGGAAGUGAUGUGAUUGGUAGCUACCCCAUGGUAGGCUAUCCAAGGAGGGAACUGUCUCUGUGCCUCGAAAGGCAAGUCCAGUAACUGAAGAAGAAGAAGGUAAUUUAAAAUGGUGGCCUCAACCUAGCAUUAGGUUUAGCCACAUGGUGAUAAAUGUAAAAGUCCGUCAGGCAGGCUUGUUAGCUGUAGCAAUGUCCUCCAUGUCACCAAGGAAUUCCUCUCUCCAGCGGGUAAACUCCGUCUCAUUCUCCAGCUCAUCCCCAACACAGAGGUACUUAAUGCCUUCUUUUCCUCAGGCUUUAAUAUUAAGACCAGUUGUCCUCAGGAUACUCAGCCCCCAGAGCUGAAAGUUAGGGAUGGGGAGCCAAGUGAAGCCUCCAUAAUCCAAGAGGAGAUGGUUAGUGACCUGCUAUGCCAAUUAGACACUCACAAGGCUAUGUGCCCUGAUGGGAUCCACCCCAGAAUAAUGAGGGAACUGGUGAAAGAACUUGCCAAACCCCUCUCAAUCAUCCACCAGGAGUCCUGAUUAACUGGAGAAGUUUCAGCUGACUGGAAAUUAGCAUCAUCUGCAAAAAGGAUGAUCCAGGGAACUACAGGCCUCUCAGCCUAACCUCGGUUCUGGGCAAGGCUUUGGAAGAGAUCAUCCUGAGUGCCAUUAUACAGCACAUGCAGGACAACCAGGGGAUCAAGCACAGCUGACGUGGGUUUACGAAGCGAAGGUCCUGCUUGACCAACCUGGUGUCCUUCUGUGAUAAAGUGACCCACUUAGUAGAUGAGGGAAAGGCUGUGAAUACAGUCUAUCUAAACUUCAGUAAAGUGACACCAUCUCCCACAGCAUCCUCCUAGAAAAACUAUCUGCUCGCAGGUCUGAUAGGUGCGUUCUUCAGUAGGUAAAAAGUUGGCUGGAUGGCCAGGCUCAGAGAAAUGUGGCAAAUGGAGCUAAACCCAGUUGCUAUCAGUGUUCAUCAGGAACACUGGGGGACCCCUCCCAAGACUUGGUUUUGGGGCCAGUCCUGUUUAAUAGUCUUUACUGAUUAUCUGGAUGUGGGGGUUUGAGUGCACCCCUCAGUGUUCAGGGGAGACCUCUUCACUCUCUACAGCUACAGUGAGGGGGGGACCGGUCUCUUCUGUCAUGCCUACAGUGAGAGGAUGAGAGGAAGUGGCCUUAACCUGAGACAGGGGAGAUUUUAAUUAGGUAUUAGAAAAUUUGUUUUCACUGUUAAGGUAGUCAGGCAUUGGAAUAAGUUGCCCAGAAGGGUGGUGGAGUCAGCAGCCCUGGGGGUGUUUAAGAGACAUCUGGAUCUGGCAUGGGGUGAUACGGUAUAGAGGUUACAGUGGUAGUGCAGGGUUGACAGUUGGACUUGUUGAUCUUAAAGGUCUUGUCCGACUUCGAUAAUUCUAUGAUUCUAUGAACUCCUGGCCUUCCACAGGACAGCCCCAGGAAUCACACCUUGUGAGUGAGAGCAUUGUCCAAACACUUGAACUCUUCAGGCCUGGUGCUCUGACCACUUUCCUGGGGAGCCUGUUCCAGUGCCCAAACACCCUCUGGGCUAAGGACCUUUUCCUAAUAUCUAACCUAAACCUCCCCUUACACAACUUCAGGCCGUUCCUUUUGGUCCUGUCACUGGUCAGCACAAGUGAUCAGUGCCUGCCUCUCCACUUCCCCUCAUGAAGUUGUAGAUGGUGAUGAAGUUCUCCCCUCAGUCUCCUCCAGGCUGAACAAGCCAUGUGACCUCAGCUGCUCCUCAUAUGGCUUCCCGUCUAGGCCCCUAAUCAUCUUCAUAGCCCUCCUUUAGACACUGUAAUAGCUUUUAUAUUCUUAUAUUGUGGUGCCCAAAACACAGGACUUAAGGUGAGGCUGCACCAGUGCAGAGCAGGACAAUCACCUCCUUCGACUGGCUUAUGAUGUAAUUUUAAAACAGAGCAAAUAAUAAACAGCAAAUUGGUGAAGGAGCUGGAAGGCAUGUCCUGUGGGAAGUGGUAAAGGAAUGUGGGUUUGUCUGGUUUGGAGAAAAGGAGACUAAGGGGUGACCUCACUGCUCUUUACAACUUCUUGAGGAGGGGAAGCGGAGAGGGAGAUGCUGAAUUCUUCUUCCUGGUAUCUAGUGACAGGACACAUGGGAAUGGUUCAGAGCUGUGUGAGAGGUAAUUCAGACUUGACAUUAGGAAACACUUCUGUACUGUCAGGAUGGUCAAACACUGGAGCAGGCUUCCUGGAGAGAUGGUUGAUGCCCCAAGCCUGUUUGUUUAAGAGGCAUUUGGACAAUGCCCUUACUUUAACAUUUGGUCAGUCCUGAUGUGAUCAGUCAUUUACACUAGGUAUUCGUUUUAGGUCCCUUCCAUCUGAACUAUUUUAUACAUGAACUUUGACAGACGGGAGGAAUGAAAAGACAGAAACAUCACAAAGUCCCACCCUCCAGCAUAUCAGUGGCUCCCUUCCCCAACAUGCCUUUUUUUCUGAUCUUGUUGAGAGUAUGUUCUGUCUUUUUCCACCAGGUCACUAAUGAUCACUGAACAGUAUUGAUCUCAGUAUUGCCUUCUGAGGCAUGCUUUUCAUAACUGGCCAUCAGGCAGAUUUCAAACCACUGAUCAUUUUUCUUUUAACCUGACACUUCAGCCAGUUUCUCACUGGUCCAUAGUCCAUAGCUCCUGCAUUUGGCUGUAAGGCUGCUGUGAGAGACUGCAUCAAGAGGCUUACUGAAGUCAUUGUAAACAGCAUUCACUACCUUCUGUGUGUCCACAGAGUCUGUCAUUUCAUCAAAGAAGGCAGUCAGGUUUGCAGGCUUGAUUUUCCCUCUUUUAAUGUGGCAGCCUGUUCCUAGUCACCUCUUUGUCCUUUGGGUGCCUGGAAAUGGCUUCCAGACCUUGCUUCAUAAAGCUACAAGGGACUGAGGUAGGGCUGACUAGCCUAUCAUUCCUUUGAGUCUUUUUAGAAAGGUGAUGUAUAUGUACCCCUUCUUGUCACUGAGGACCUCAUACAAUUGCCACAAUUUUUCAUAGAUGACAGAGACCCAUCUUAAAAUGACAUACUUUUAUGUACAGGGAGAAGAUGGACAUUCGGUGAAAAAGAAAUCAAGAGCUGAGAGGAGCACAUUUCUGAGUAGUUCUUUGCAUGUUUCCAGUAGUUCCAGUGAGCUCUAGUCAAGAUUAAUACCCAAUUUGGUAGGUACUGGAGAAGUUUAAAUUAAAAGAACAUAGUUUCUGGCCUAAUGGAUUUGUGAUUUUAAGGUACAGUGAAGAGUGAAGAAGGCAACAAAACAGUAGCUGGAGAGAAACCUGUUAGAGGCUGGGACUAGUGCUACUGAGUGAUAGAUUAGCUCCAUAAUUGUGGUAUGCAGAGGUGUGUCUUGCCAGCAUCGUUCCUGAAAAAUGACAUUGAGUCGGUCAGUGCUGUCCUUCAAACUGUAGAAACUCCUGUGGUUAUUCUGUGGGUGUUGCAGGGACCUGCUUAGUGAGCAGAGGACGAGAAGGGAAAUUGGAGGACAGACAAGAAGAAGAGCGAUUGAGUGCACCUUUUAUUGUAACCCCUUCUGUACUGAAGAAGGAAGAUGCUACAAAAAACAGUAUGUGUGCCUGGAUAUUGAAAAGGAAUUAUAUCAAGUGGAUAAGGGCUUUGCUUUGUUGUCUUGAGGAACACUUUGUUCCUCAACAGUUUGUUGUUGAGUACUUUUCACUGAAGCAAAAUUGCAGGAUGCUACCAGUCAUUUGUUCAGAAAAUGUAUCUUAAUAGUCUGUUAGGAGACUAUCAAAGGAGGAAAAACUCGAUUCUCUGUGUGGUACUUCAUUACUAUGUCUUUGUCUUCUGUAUUCUGUUCCAGUUUGUGUUCUAUGAUGAGAUAUCUUCCUCUUUGCCAUCAAAUAUCAGGAAAAUACAGCAAUGCUUCUUAAGGCAUUAAGCAUAAGGCUACUCUUGCUGUGCAAAAGAUAAGACAAGGUUAUCUUAGGCCAUUAACUUUUACCCAGAACAAGGAUUGAACUCAGCACGGAGAGCAUAAUGUCUGUAUUAUACCAAAGCAUCUCAUUCUUAAGAAAGUGAACAGUGCCAUAGGCAAGUGCAGGGAGACUAAACUGGCACCAGUGCCUGGAGCCAGGUGCAUGGCUGGCCCUCAGCCACGUGAUGGACAAUACAGACUUAUGUUGUGGAGACAGAGGGAACGUCCAACAUCCUUCUCGCCUUCAGUGUGGGUAGAAUGCCUUCCCAACUGCAAACAUGGCUGUUGGUGUGAGUCCGGUAAGUUAACAAAGAUGUGCUAGAUGACAUACUAGGGAAAGGGAAUUCUUGUACCAACUUAAAGGAUUGGUAAAAGGGGAAAAUGGGCUGGUACAGCCUGUUAUGUCAGAGAAAGAUGCAAAAUAUAUAUACUUGCAGACAAUCAGGAAAAGUAUUGCUGAGUCCUGCGUGUUAUGACCUAUUCAUUUUCUUAAAGCAGAGAUGCCAGUAUUAUGAGGAUGAUCAGGACUUUGUAAAGCUGCCCUCUUGUCCUUGUAACAUCUGAAGGAAAUGGGAUGAACAGCAUGAAAAAGGCUGCACUGGGUCAGACCAAAGAUCUGUCUGCCUUGGUAGUCUGUCUCUCACAAUGACUGGGUUUAGACACCUAGGGGUAUUGUAAGAUUUGAAGUAGUUGUAUAGUGAUGGGUUUUUUUGUGUUCUCUUAGCCCAGUGUCCAGUCUCAAAAUGACGUACAAACUUUUUUCAAAGCUGGAGAAAACUUUUGCGAACCUUUUGGCUAUAGUAUUUAUCUUGCAACUGGAUUUAAUUAUAUUUUUACAAGAACAUGUCCCAACUUUAAAAACAUCAAGUAAGAAUUAGUUCAUCUUUGUUUGUAAUCAGUUUUCUUAUUAAUUACCAUCUUUAUAAGUAAAUUGCAUCUUCUCUUGGAAUACUUUUUUCCUGAUAUGAACAUCCUGACAUUGUUUCUUACUCUGCUUUUUUUUCCAGCAAGGUUGAAAAGUCUUGUUCUUUCUUUACAAUUAGGCUUUUUUGACAUGUAUAACUACCUAUACCCACCCAGAAAAUCCUAUGUAAUCCACUAACCCAUAUAAGUAAUUUUUCAUAAGCUUCACCCUGAAAACUUGCCAUUUAACCUUUAAUUUUUCUCCUGCAUGAAAAUCCCCAGUAUUGCACAUCCAUAUGCAUUCAGUUCUGGUGUCUACACUUAAAGUAUUCUUUAGAGUUUCAGAGUAUAAUUAUAAGAGUCACUUACAGUACUCUUUACAGAGUGUUCUCAUACUGUUAUUUGGGCUUCAUAUAUUCAUAUGAGUGUCAUGAUAACCUUUGAUGGCCAAACACUACCCUAACAUUACCAUGGAAGGUGAUAUUCAGUCAGUUGACUCUGAACUUGAGGUUCUCAUCACUGCUUUUCAAUGCACAAGAUCCUAGAAAGUAAGAAUUUUUUUAAAUUUCAAAAUCUAUUGCAUCAUUUAUUAUUGUCUGUGUGGUAGAAAGCCUUCUAUGGAAAUGGAAAUACAAGGCAAUAAACCAUUUCUUGUCUUGUGUAGAUGGGCGUAAAAAUGAACUUGAAGCUAAAGCCUAGAUUGCCUAGAUGGGUGCAUGUGAGACUUCAUUGCUGAAGGCAUUUCUAAGAGGGCCAUGAACUGAGACUGGUCUGGACUGACCAGAGAUGUGGUGCACUGCUGAAGCCGUUGAACUUUCUCUCAAGUUUUGGCAACACCAGACAGGCAAAGCUACCACCACUUGCAUUUUAGCUUCCUCCUCCUGUCACAGAGGGCAUACCUAGAGAUAAUUCACAAACAGGUCUGCACAAAUUCUGUAAAGAACUGCUUUGUUCAUGUCCUAAAAUGGCGUCAUAAAAUUUAACUGUUUGAUAGGAUUAGACUCUGGGUCCUUAGGACUCUCUUUUAGGGGUAACACGUAAAUAAGAAAGAUUUUUCUGUCUUAAAACAUUAUGUGUAUUGUCUGAAUGAGGUUCUUGCAGAAUCUCUCUUCUGAUUAUAGAAACUGGAAAUAAAUCAAUAUGUGAAAGAAUUGUUUUAUCUGAUAUAAGGCAAACUGAGUUGAGAGUGGGGGAAGAGAGAUUUCACUGACAUCUAACUAGAUUUACAGUAUUGGAAUGUCCAUUAAUCUGCAUGCUUCCUUGACCGUUUCCUUAAGUAUAACCUGUAACCUGAAGGUCUGUAGGGAGUUACUGUGCUUUUCUUCUUUUGAAUUGCAAACGUGAGUGAAUUUGAGAUAAUUUAUCAUGUCCAUUCUUUGGAGUUGUUUUCUAAUGAUUUUGUUUCCCAGUUUGUCAGGACGUUGUCUCUAGACAAGUGAGAUGCUCCCUGUUCAGAAUCUGAAACAAUUCCAGAGUUUAAGUAGCCUUUCACUUCUAAGUCCCUGCUUCAGAUCUGCCCCGUCCCACAGGGGAUUUCAUUUAAAUGAGCAGGUCAAUUUCAAUUGAUAGUUUAAUGGAUAUCUGUUCAUUUUGCCAGCACUGACAUCCUUUUAAGAUAGAUUGGGUUCAUUCUUUUUAUCAUGGUAACAGUGACUUCAAAGAUCAAAUGAGCAGUGGACUUUGAAUUUUCUUUUGCCUAUGUUUGUGGGCUCACAAAAGCACAAAAAGUAUUGGUAGCUAUGCACAACUGUGGAGGCAACAACACAGGAAUCCCUCUGCAUUAACUGUUCCAAUGAAUAAAUUGUAAAAAUUAGAUCCCAAGUGGAUUGAAUGUUUUUAAACACAAAGAUCAAGAUCCUCUGGAAAUGGCUUUAAAUUUUCAACAUUAUAUUGGGGGGUAAGAGUGUCCAGUUUUUAAAAGUGAGGAUUUUCCUUUCUCAUCAUGGCCUGUCUGUUCUCCGUCUCCCCCUUUCACACCAAAAUUCCGCUGUAGUGUAGGACAGUUCAGAUCUCUGAGUGUAUAGCUACUGGCUUUGAUUGGUUUUUUCCCUCCUCAUUUAGACUGACUUCAAGCUUUAUUUACUGCACAGCAUCCAGACUCCACUCUGAAGAGAGAAGUAGUAAUUUCCUUGUUAGCGUCUUCAGGGUACCUCCUGCUAUAGCAACUUAGAAUGUUAAUGAAUUUAUGUGCUGGGCAUUUGGAUGUUAUUGUCACCCUUAUUGUAUAAAUAAGGAGUUUAAGUCAGAAUGACUGAAUCAAGAAACAGAAGUUAUCACUGUAUUGGGGCGGGGGGAGGGGGGCGCUAAGAUGAGAUACCCAGGCACUGGCAAUUUGGAGUGGCUUACUUUGUAGCCUUUUGUAGGUUCAAAUCACAUUUUGUCCUAAGUUCCAUAGCAGCUAUAGAGUGCUCAGAGCUUCUGCAAAUCCAGCCACAAUUAUUGACAAGGUGUGAGAGCACUGUCCUCAUUUCUGAAGUCUCUCUCUGGCUUCUUAGCUUCUAGAGAAAUGGCAGCAGGCAGGCUUCUCUCCAGGGCUGGUGGUCAGUUGCUUUCAUUGUAAGAACUCGACUGUUUCCAGCUUUCUCUUUCCUGUCUUUGGGUCUGACUCAUUUGCUGCUAAUCUCCUUCAAUUCUUGGCCAUCACCUCUCUAGAGAUGUGUUCUGUGCUCUGUAUGAAGCUAGAUUCUCAAAAGAAUAAACUGUGUGAUCAUUUGAUUUGGCAUUAUUGUAAAGUGUAUGUACUGAGGGACAACUUAGGAUGACAGUUCAUUUCUUCCCUUUUGAGUAUUUUUAUCUGUAACUAGAUAUAUGUACGCCUGUGUAUAUAUAGUAUUUAUUUUUGAGCUAGGAUUUUCUGGUAUAUAUUCCUUUUGUAUUGGGGUUUCCUUAUAAAGGUAUUUUAGUUUCCUCAAAAAUGCAUUGUCUUUGGAAGUGCUAUGAUUCCUGGAUGGACUUCAAAGGAAUUGAAAGAGCAGCCCAAAUCAUGGAGAAUCUGCCAUGAAAUAACUUACCUACUACAAUUUGAGAAAGAGCAAUAGGUAGAUGAAAACUUGCUCUUGAGCAGUCACAUUUUAUAUACUUUUACCUGAACAUCAUGGGAUGACAUGAAUAUUAAUUCAUGUCUUGCAGUGAUAUUCAAGUGUUGUCCUCUUGAUUCUUUUCUCUAAACUCCAAAGCAAUAACUGUCCAGUGAAGAAAACCAUUUAACAAAUGAUAUGCUGCCUGUUAAUGCCCAAUUCAGCAAUGUUUUAAAAUAUCAGAAAUCUUAGUAUAUAUUUUGGGAAUAACACCCUCAGGACAGAGACCCUCUUUGGAACCAAGAUCAAUCAUCUGACUGAGCUGUACUGGAAAGGAGAAACAUACAAAGGAAAAAUAGUAACUUUUGUCUUUAAUAUCCUGUGUUUUGUUCUGUUCUCCAUGGACUGUCAGGUCUAGAUCUUCUGGAGAAACUAGUGCAUCUUUUUUUAAAAAAACACAGCCUCCCUGUCCAAGUUUUUUAUAGUGGUCAUUUUUCAGAUGUGGGUUGGCAGGCUCUGUUUUCAGGUAAAUACCCAUUUUCUGAUGUAAACAGAUAUCAUUAUCCUGAAAGAUGAAAAUCAGAAUGUUUGGAUUUCCAUUAAUACCAUCUUGGGAUUGGACAGGUAGCUGUAAUUGUUGUUUUCUUAAUCUUGCAAUAAAGUACUGUGGACCACAGCAUUCCUUGCUCACAUAUUGCACCUCACACCUGUGCUAAAUGGGCAUUUUCUGAGCAAAGUGCAUUGUUUGCUCAACAGAAGCAUAAAAGAUGGCACAUGGUAUGUUGCUGUACACCUUAUCUUCUCUCUGCUAAUCGCUGUGGAUAAAGUGAUGAUUGUGCACUACCCUGUGACUCAGAAACAACUUUGCUGAAAACCAUAAAUUUUUUUCAGGUAAGCUACAUCCCACCUGUAUGUAUACUUAAAUGUAACUAUGUAUUUGUUCCCGGGAAGAACCCAGAUGCUUGUCACAGAUAGCUAGCAACUGGAAGCACCAGAACUGGUGUAUUCAGAAUGUGACUACUCUGUCAUUCUGCAAGUACCUCGAGUGUUUAGGAUAUGGAUGAGUACAACUUCUACUGCUUGUCACUGAAUUACUGCUGGUAAUUGAAAAUUGGAAUACAGUGUUCCCUGGAGACUUUGUCAUGGAGCUCAAGAGGUUAAUAUGUACUUACGUGAUGAUACUAUAAUUUUAUAUGCAUCCGCAGAUACUGCUAAUAGACAUUAAAGUGGGCAUUUACAUCCUUAUUAUGGGUCAGUACUUGAUGUCAUAAUAAAAAAGUCACAUCAGAAAAGUA